This is a messenger RNA of Ochotona princeps (American pika), 1146 nucleotides long. It is a transcript of the gene SLC25A26, whose product is annotated as solute carrier family 25 member 26. The record is from RefSeq and is a predicted model, not a curated record. The transcript is spliced from 11 exons. Gene Ontology annotation, molecular function: S-adenosyl-L-methionine transmembrane transporter activity. Gene Ontology annotation, cellular component: mitochondrial inner membrane. NCBI's taxonomy places the organism in Eukaryota, Metazoa, Chordata, Mammalia, Lagomorpha, Ochotonidae. Bases 120 to 944 code for a protein of 274 amino acids. Gene Ontology annotation, biological process: transmembrane transport.
UCACGCGAUCCCGGAAGUCAGGACGGGCCCCGCUUUCAAGAUGGCAGCGCGCAGGGCGUGGGACCGUGACCCGCCUGGGCUCGGUCUCGAGUGGUAGCGUGAGCCGGCUUUGCAGCGCCAUGGACCGGCCUGGCUUCACAGCUUCACUGGUGGCUGGUGGAGUAGCAGGUGCCGCUGUUGACUUGAUAUUAUUUCCUCUGGAUACCAUUAAAACCAGGCUGCAGAGUCCACAGGGAUUUAGCAAGGCUGGUGGCUUCCGUGGAAUAUAUGCUGGUGUUCCUUCUGCUGCUGUUGGAUCCUUUCCUAAUGCUGCUGCCUUUUUCCUCACCUACGAAUAUGCGAAGUGGUUUCUGUACACGGAUUCAGCCUCCUACCUGACGCCCGUGAAGCAUAUGCUGGCUGCCUCUGCUGGGGAAGUGGUGGCCUGCUUGAUCCGAGUUCCUUCUGAGGUGGUUAAGCAGAGGGCACAGGUCUCGGCCUCUACCGGAACACUGCAGAUUUUCUCAAACGUCUUACGUGAAGAGGGUAUCCAAGGAUUAUAUCGAGGCUACAAAAGCACAGUUUUAAGAGAGAUUCCUUUCUCUUUGGUCCAGUUUCCCUUAUGGGAGUCCUUAAAAGCCCUCUGGUCCUGGCGGCAGGAUCGUGUGGUGGAUUCUUGGCAGUCGGCAGUGUGUGGAGCUUUUGCAGGUGCAUGCGCAGCCGCAGUCACCACACCUCUGGAUGUGGCAAAGACACGGAUUAUGUUGGCAAAGGCUGGCUCCAGCAUGGCCAGUGGGAACGUGCUCUCUGCCCUGCACGGUGUCUGGCGGUCCCAGGGCUUGGCAGGGUUAUUUGCAGGCAUCCUCCCUCGCGUGACAGCCGUAAGCCUAGGCGGCUUCAUCUUCCUGGGGACUUAUGACCAGAUGCGCAGCCUACUGGGAGAAGUUGGCAGGAAGAACCCAUGAAGAAGAGCCACUCCUGAGGAGGCAGUCUGCCAGAACUGACAAUCCACAGGAACCAACGCCAGCAGCCUGGAAGACAGCCUCUAAAAUAACUGUCGGGGCGCAUGUGUUAGUAGGAUGAACUUCCCAGAAGAGAGAGAGGCAGCACUUCCCUGUCUGACCAGCUGCUCGUGACAGGUCAGCCACUGUCCUUGGGCUCUGUCAA